CCCCCGGACCCCCGGACCCCCGGCCGGGAUGGAACGCGCCCAAGUGGACGGGAGCGCGGCCGGCGCCGGCGGCUCGGUGCAGUUCGCUGGAAGUUUGUGAGUGGGACCGCCGUUUGCAAAUCCCUCCGAGGGCAGGAGUUUGUGUCUCCGGAGAGCCAGCCGGGGUGAGGAGCGGAAGCCUAAAGCGGGGACAGGGCGGGCAUGCACAAGGGGGUCUUGGGGGCCAGCGACUCCGGGCUGCUUUCCCGGGAGGCGAGCGACGCUUAGAGGCAUGAGGACUGCGCCGGGGGCUGGAUCCGCCGAGGAGAGGGGGCAGCGUGGUCCCACAGCCCAGCCACUGGCCCCGUGAGCCCGUGGGGAGAAGACACCCCACUGCCCCCCCAAAGAGGAGGACACCCCGGAGCCAGGGGAAGGGAGGCAGGAGGAAUGAAGAGCCGACAAGACAGCCUCUCCUGAUUGCUGUACUGUGGGAACAGUGACUUCGGAAACCUCCUGAAACGGCAUUUUUUUUUUUUUUUAACCCAAGGAAAAGUGAAGGCUGCUGCGGGUCCCCCAGACGCUGGUGGGAACGCGUGUCUCUGCAGGAGCAUCCCCACCAGGAAUGUGGGGAAACUACUAGGUGAGGGGGGGCCGGUUCCCUGAUCAUCCCUCUCUCAGCCCCCUUCGCUGCCUCUGGCUGCCCCGGCACCCCCCCUGGGUCCUCUUGCUCGAACCCCAGGCUGUGGGGUGGCCAGGUACUGAGUGGCUCUUGGGGCCGGGGAACCCCACUGAAGCUCUCCAACUUGUGCAUUGCUGUCAAAGGCCCCGUUAGAGCGAGCCGAUCAGGGUUCCUCUCCGGCUCCUCCUCCUCUGCCUCCCGCUUCUCUUCUUGCUCCUCAUCCUAUUUUUUUUUUAACCAACGCCCCUCCCUCCUCAAACCUUGGAAGGCCUCUCUUCAUGUGGCCCUGAGCGCUGAGCCCGCAUUGUCAAGCACAGACUUGCCCGGAGGAAUAGCCAGCUCCUGCCGCCUCCUGCCGCCCCACCAUACCGGAGGAGGCAGCCGUCCUUGCAUCCACGAAGAUGGGGGACACAGCGCCCCCGCAAGCCCCCUCGGGAGGGCUGGGGGCGGCCCCCGGGGCGGGCCUCCUGGGAGGGGGCUCCGUGGCCCCGAGGGUGCACAGCGCCAUCGUGGAGCGCCUGCGGGCGCGCAUUGCUGUGUGCCGCCAGCACCACCUGAGCUGCGAGGGCCGCUACGAGCGAGGCCGGGCCGAGAGCUCGGACCGCGAGCGAGAGAGCACCCUGCAGCUCCUGAGCCUCGUGCAGCACGGCCAGGGCGCCAGGAAGACCGGCAAGCACGCCAAGGCCACGGCCGCCGCCGCCGCUGCUGCUGCCGCUGCAGCCUCUGCUGCCACCGCGGCCUCUGCGCCCUCCGCAGCCCCUCCUGCGACCCCCCAAGCCUCAGGGGCCCCGCCGCCCCCGCCGGACUAUCACCACCACCACCAGCAGCACCUGCUCAGCGGCAGCGGCAAUAACGGGAGCGGUGGUGGUCUCGAGGGCGAGCAGCAAGCGCCAGCAUCCACCCCCGGGGACCAGCGGAACUCGGCCCUGAUUGCGCUCCAGGGUUCCUUGAAAAGAAAACAGAUAGUCAAUCUGUCUCCUGCCAACAGCAAGAGGCCCAACGGCUUUGUGGACAACUCCUUCCUUGAUAUCAAAAGAAUCCGCGUCGGGGAGAACCUCUCUGCAGGACAAGGAGGUCUCCAAGUAAACAAUGGACAAAGUCAGAUUAUGUCAGGGACCUUGCCCAUGAGCCAAGCACCCCUGAGAAAGACUAACAAUCUGCCUCCCCACACACAUUCUCCUGGCAAUGGCAUGUUUAACAUGGGCUUGAAAGAAGUAAAGAAGGAGCCAGGGGAGACUCUGUCUUGCAGUAAGCACAUGGAUGGCCAGAUGACCCAGGAGAAUAUUUUUUCUAAUAGGUACGGAGAUGACUCCGGAGAGCAAAUGAUGGAUCCUGAACUGCAGGAACUGUUCAAUGAACUGACCAACAUAUCUGUUCCUCCAAUGAGUGACCUUGAGCUGGAGAACAUGAUCAAUGCCACCAUAAAGCAGGACGAUCCAUUUAACAUUGACUUGGGUCAGCAAAGCCAGAGAAGCACUCCCAGGCCCUCCAUUUCUAUGGAGAAGACAGUGAUCAAAAGUGAAUACUCACCUGGUCUGACCCAGGGGCCAUCGGGCUCUCCUCAGUUGAGGCCCCCAUCAGCCGGCCCAGCAUUCUCCAUGGCCAACACUGCCCUGUCCACUUCCUCCCCAAUUCCUUCGGUCCCUCAGAGCCAGGCUCAGCCUCAGACAGCCUCAGGAGCAAGCCGGGCCUUGCCAAACUGGCAGGAAGUGUCCCAUGCCCAACAGCUCAAACAGAUAGCAGCCAACCGUCAACAGCAUGCCCGGAUGCAGCAGCACCAGCAGCAGCAGCACCAGCCCACCAACUGGUCAGCCUUGCCCUCUCCCGCUGGGCCAUCUCCAGGUCCAUUCGGGCAGGAGAAAAUCCCUAGCCCUUCUUUCAGUCAGCAGCCAUUCAGCCCACAGGGCUCCCCCAUGCCUGGGGUAGCCAGCAGCAGCAGCCAGUCAAAAGUCAUGGCUAACUACAUGUACAAGGCCAGCCCCUCAGCCCAGGGUGGGCACCUGGAUGUGCUUAUGCAGCCAAAGCCUCAGGAUCUCAGUCGAAGCUUUAUGAACAGCUCGCACACGGCCAUGGAGCCCCGUCUUGGCAAUACCAAGCCUUUGUUCCAUUUUAACUCAGAUCAAGCAAACCAACAGAUGCCUUCUGUUUUGCCUUCUCAGAACAAGCCUUCUCUCCUACACUACACCCAACAGCAGCAGCAGCAGCAGCAGCAGCAGCAACAGAGCUCAAUGUCAGCUCAGCAGCAGCAGCAGCAGCAGCGACAACAGCAACAGCAGCAGCAGCAGCAGCAGCAGCAGCAGCAGCAGGCACAGCAGCCACCCUCUCAGCCCACCCAACCUCUGUCAAACCAGCCUUUGCUAAGGUCAUCUUUGCCACUUCAGCAAAAGAUCCUGCUCCAGAAAAUGCAGAAUCCACCCGUCACAGGACUGGGAUACCAAGUCUCCCAACAACACAGACAGGAUCAACACACUGUGGUAGGCCAGAGCACAGGCCCCAGUCCAAGUCCCAACCCCUGCUCAAAUCCAAACACUGGAAGUGGUUACAUGAACUCCCAGCAAUCACUGUUGAAUCAGCAAUUGAUGGGAAAGAAACAGACUCUACAGAGGCAGAUCCUGGAGCAGAAACAGCAGCUUCUCCUGCAGCAGCAGAUGCUGGUGGAUGCGGAGAAAAUUAAUUCACAAGAUCAGAUAAACAGACAUUUGACAAGGCCACCCCCAGAUUACAAAGACCAAAGAAGAAAUAUGGGAAACAUGCAACCAACUGCUCAGUAUUCUGGUGGCUCAUCAACAGUGAGUUUAAACUCUAACCAGACUUUGGCAAACCCAGUUUCAACACACACUAUUUUAACUCCAAAUUCCAGCCUCAUGUCUACUUCCCAUGGAACAAGAAUGCCGUCAUUAUCCACAACAGUUCAGAGCAUGGGGAUGUAUGGGAAUCUGCCUUGCAAUCAACCUGGCACAUACAGUGUCACAUCAGGAUUGAAUCAAUUGACCCAACAGAGAAACCCAAACCAAUUGAUAGCAAAUCAAAACAACCCUCUCAUGCCACGGCCACCUGCCUUAGGGCCAACUAGCAAUAAUAAUAUGGCCACUUUUGCAGCAGGACCUGUUGGCAAUUCACAACAACUGAGACCAAACUUAACCCACUCUAUGGCAAGCAUGCCAGCACAGAGAACAUCGAACGUAAUGAUCACAUCCAGCACCACAGCACCCAACUGGGCCUCCCAAGAAGCGACAGCCAAACAGCAGGAAGCCCUGAAGUCCGCAGGAGUCCGCUUCCCCACUGGUACCCCUGCAGCCUAUCCUCCAAACCAGCCACUGCAACAGGCGGUAGGGAGCCAACAAUUUUCCCAGAGGGCAGUGGCUCCUCCUAACCAGAUAACACCAGCGGUGCAGAUGAGGCCUAUGAACCAAAUGGGCCAGGCAUUGAAUGGACAAGCCAUGGGUCCGCUCAGAAGUCUGAAUCUCAGACCCAAUCAGCUGAGCACACAGGUUUUGCCUAAUUUGAAUCAGCCAGGAACAGGGUUGAGUCAGCCAAGGACAGGCAUAAGCCAGCCACCAUCUCUGACAUCUGGCAACUUUCCCUCACCCAACCAGAGUUCCAGGGCUUUUCAAGGAACUGACCAUGGCAGUGACUUAGCUUUUGACUUUCUCAACCAACAGACUGAUAACAUGGGCCCUGCCCUAAACAGCGAUGCUGAUUUCAUUGAGUCUUUACUGAAGACAGAGCCUGGUAAUGAUGACUGGAUGAAAGACAUAAAUCUUGAUGAAAUUUUGGGGAACAACUCCUAAAGGAUAAAAGGGAGACAAUUCACCAAGUCCAAGCACUAAAAGGCAGUAUUUUACAAGGACCCUGGAAAGGCCAACUGGUGACUCCUAGUUGGGCUACAUAAAAAUACCGCAGCUUAGAAAUGGAAAGCAAGAAGUAGUGAACAUUUUGGUCCAAAUGCUUGUUUUAAAUCUCAAACCUGAAAGUAAAACAUCGGGAUCACUUUUUCCUGUCUGAACUCCAGGACAUAGUAUCCAGUUUAUCCCAACAGAACUGUGAUGUUGAUGUGUAAUUCGCGGUGUAACAUAGGUCUCCCAAACUCCUUUUCUCCCUGAAAGAGAAGUAAUACAACUUUCAGCUUGUUUAAACCCCAUGUCAUGUGGGGGUAUUAAUUCCAAGCAACAAACAUCAAAUUCCUUAAUUUGCUCUAAUGGAAACAUGUGUGGUUUGAUCUUUCCAUUUUAUCUUUUCAUUCGGUUUUUCUAAAAUUUCCUAGAUUGAAACGUUAUAGGUUUCUUUACAGUAACCAAACACUGUCCUCAGUAAAGGAAAGCUGGAGAACCUAUAGGAACAUUCAGGGAAUUGUGAAAUAUCUUCCCCACGGAUCCUGUACUUCAGUGAGAUGCUGUGUCUAGUGAAGAAACAUUGAAGCCUGAAUGCAGAGCUGCCCAACUCUAUUUGGGCUUCCACAACCAAUUUCUGAAUCCAGGUCCAAGUCUUAGAUACAAUCACCUGUCCGGAUCAUACUGAAAUAUUAGUGCACAUGUCUACAUCAGUUUUCACUAUUUUAAAAAGAAAGCACCCAUUGGGCAUUGCUGUAAAGGAGAUUUAUCCGGCCCCAGAUAACGUGGGGCGUUACUUAUUAUAAUAAUGGUCCCUGCUGGUUCAUUCCUAAGCUGAGUGAAGUUGAGUCUGAUCCUCCCUGAUUACUUUGAUGACCAGAGACUGGUUUGUAAGGAAAGGAAGUUUUGGGGUCAAAACUGAGAUUACUAGGUAAUCAUGUUUUGGUUGAAGAUAAGAAGCAAAAGAUCAGACCAGGGAUGGUGAGUAUGGGUUGGUACAAAUCUAUUUCAGAAGGUUUGAAGGGAAGCAUAAUUGAGAGAGAAAACAAGCUGACCUAAUUUGGACAUAUUUUUGUGGGUAAACAGCUAAAUGGAGUGUGAUCUCCUAGUAGCAGUCUACUCAUUCUUUUGUCCCUGAAGGGAAGAAUCAUUGCCACCGGCUAGAUGGACCCCUCAUAUCCCGGUUUUCUCCCUUAGGGCUCAGCGCUGUCUCAAAGAAAGAGUUUCUGUUGAGUCACAUAACCUCAGUGCCCACGUACAGAUCAGCUGUAAAAUGGGGAAGAUGUGUGCUGAUUUGAGAGGGCUGCAAAAUAUCUCUAUCAUUUUCCUCAUUACAGAGGAACACAGGUUAGCUUCCGCUUUUUUAGUUAUAUACUCACAUAUUCAAUUACCAAAUGUAAUUUAACAGAAGUCAUUUAGCAACUAAGUCUUUAAAUAUCUGUUCUUAAAAAGAAUACAUUUUGAAAGUUCUCCCAUUCUUUCAAGUGUCUAGCAGCUCCCUCUUUUACACACACACCAACAUCACUGGCCCAGAGUCUUUUCUGUGCUAGGCUGUAAAUAUAAAUGAAUUACUUGUUUUGUAAACUUUUGUAAAGAAUAUUUUGGUAGAAAUACUUAAAACAUAUUCUUUGGGUUAUAUUUAUACGUAUGUGAAAUAAAUAUACUAUCAAAAGGUUAUAUUUUAUACAAAAAGUAAAUUGUUACCUUUUGUAUGCUAAUAUACAAAGUUUUGUAUAAUAUGAUGGUUUAUUUUUAGCUCCACACUUAAUCCAUAGGUGGUCAAGUGGGAACUUUUAAAAACUAUCAGGAGGCUUAUUAGACAAAGUUAUAUUCUGAAACCUCAAUAAGAAAAAAGCAUUCCAGGUUUCAAUCCUUUCCUUUUUUUUUUCCCCCUUUUCUUUUUUUGCUCCAAAAUUCCCAUAGUUCUUGUGUCUUGUUUGAUUAUUCUGCUGUGCACAUUGUAUUAGUCCUUGUUGCAUGUGGUCUACUGUGUGUCUUCCCAUUUUAUAGAACAGAGUUUCUCCAUGCAAAAAAAAAAAAUGUAAGGAAAAGUUAUGUACAUACAAACACUUUUAUUUUAUGGCUCCUCCAUGUUAGUGUAUAUAUCUGCCAGCACUUCCCCAUCUCACUCCCGUGAUUCAGCUUAUUUUUACCCUAACAUAAAUAGUAUGUUUUGUAGUAGCUAUCAAAUUUAAGAGAUAAAGCAAUCAGAAUGUUUGGAUUUUCUUCUAUCGUAAUGUGAAUUUUAUAAUUAAUGUCUAUUUAUUCAGCUAUUCAUUAAAAUACAGGAUUCUUUGGAAAAAAAAUGGUGUAGUCUACAGUUUCUGUUUGUUGGCAGCCUAUUACCAAAGAUGACGUAAUUUUUCCUGAAAGCUGAGAUAAUGACACUUUGAUAGACAUAUGUAGCCAAAACUUGAUGACUUACAACUUAAAAGCUAUUGGAAUAUGAUCUCUCAUUUAUAGAAAUACCAGACUACGGAAUUGUUGGCAAUGUUUCUCAUUCUGAUAAUAUUAUAAAGGAGGUAGAAGUAAUUUUUCUUUUUUAAUUCAAAGACUAGGAAGCAAUUUAAGCAAAUAAUUCAUUCUCAGCUUUGUGGUAAGCCCAAUAAAGAUAAAUAACUCUGCUCUACAUGAAUGCACUAAUAUUACUUGCAUUACUGUAACUGUACCCAUAACUGUAAAGAUUUCAACUUGUAAAACAAGUAUUUUGUAUUGUGUGUAAUCUUAUGUGUUAAAAAAAAUAGUUUUUAAAAAUUCA
Pipistrellus kuhlii (Kuhl's pipistrelle) is the source of this 7246-nucleotide messenger RNA. It is a transcript of the gene MAML2, whose product is annotated as mastermind like transcriptional coactivator 2. The transcript has 5 exons. Gene Ontology annotation, biological process: positive regulation of transcription of Notch receptor target; Notch signaling pathway. The record is from RefSeq and is a predicted model, not a curated record. Gene Ontology annotation, molecular function: transcription coactivator activity. Lineage: Eukaryota; Metazoa; Chordata; Mammalia; Chiroptera; Vespertilionidae. Bases 1060 to 4449 code for a protein of 1129 amino acids. Gene Ontology annotation, cellular component: nuclear speck; nucleoplasm.